Molecule: messenger RNA, 1065 nt
Organism: Fraxinus pennsylvanica
Lineage: Eukaryota; Viridiplantae; Streptophyta; Magnoliopsida; Lamiales; Oleaceae
Source: the annotation of a GenBank genome assembly
AUGGAUGGAUUUGGAACCACUUCUGGUGUUGUUGUACUUGCUGGCACAAAUCGACCUGAUAUAUUGGAUAACGCUUUGUUAAGACCUGGUCGGUUUGAUCGUCAGAUUACAAUUGAUAAGCCUGAUAUUAGAGGUCGUGAGCAGAUAUUUCGCAUCUAUCUUGAUAAGCUGAAACUUGAGCAAAAGCCAUCAUAUUACUCCGAGAGGCUUGCUGCUCUGACUCCUGGAUUUGCUGGAGCAGACAUUGCUAAUGUCUGUAAUGAAGCAGCAUUAAUUGCUGCAAGGAGUGAGGAUACAUUAAUUUCAACUGAACAUUUUGAGUCCGCUAUUGACCGUGUGAUUGGAGGUCUUGAAAAGAAGAACAAGGUUAUAAGCAAGAUGGAGCGAAGAACUGUUGCUUACCAUGAAUCUGGUCAUGCUGUUUCUGGUUGGUUUUUGGAACAUGCUGAACCAUUGCUUAAAGUUUCGAUUGUCCCUCGUGGCACUGCAGCCCUUGGUUUUGCUCAGUAUGUUCCAAAUGAAAAUCUUCUGAUGACGAAAGAGCAGCUGUUUGAUAUGACAUGCAUGACUCUUGGUGGUCGAGCAGCUGAGCAGGUUUUGCUUGGGAAGAUCUCAACAGGAGCCCAAAAUGAUUUGGAGAAGGUCACCAAGAUGACGUAUGCCCAAGUGGCCAUUUAUGGCUUCAGCGACAAAGUUGGUCUUCUUUCUUUUCCUCCAAGGGAUGAUGCCUUUGAGAUGAGCAAGCCCUACAGCAACCAGACGGCUGCAAUUAUUGAUUGUGAAGUAAGAGAAUUGGUGGCAAAAGCAUAUGAUCGGACAGUGCAACUGAUAGAGGAACAUAAAGAUCAUAUUGCUCAAAUUGCUGAACUACUACUAAAGAAGGAGGUCUUGCAUCAAGAAGAUUUGGUCCAAGUACUAGGUGAGCGCCCGUUUAAGAGUAGUGAGCCAACUAAUUAUGAUAGAUUCAAGAAAGGGUUUGAAGAAGAUAAAGCAACUAAAAACAGUUCAGAAGGUAAAACUACCGAUGGAUCAUCAUCUCUUGAACCAGAUAUCGUUCCAGCGUGA